Molecule: messenger RNA, 1728 nt
Organism: Closterium sp. Yama58-4
Lineage: Eukaryota; Viridiplantae; Streptophyta; Zygnematophyceae; Desmidiales; Closteriaceae
Source: the annotation of a GenBank genome assembly
AUGUUCAUUUCUUUACCAACACAGGCGCUCGUCGCUCUCGUCUGGAUCCUAGCCCUCCUCAUCUCGCGGCUCGUUCUUCUGAACGCAGGGAUCAGCGGCUCGGAGCACGAUACACUGUUCAUGGAGGAUCCAACCUCAGUGGACAAGGUGCCGCUGCCCUCGCUGUUUGCUCCGGCAGAGAAGUACCUCACUGUGGUGUGCCCUGCUUAUAACGAGGACAGCAGAAUCGCCGCCACUCUGGAUGAAAUUAUCAGUUAUCUGCAAGAGCGAUCAGCUAAGGACGCUGCUUUCACCUACGAGGUCCUAGUGGUGGACGAUGGCAGCACUGACAACACUGUGGGAGUCGUGUUUGACUAUGUUAAACGGCUUGGGAUCGACCGCGUGAGGGUGGUGAAGCAGAGAAUAAAUCAAGGGAAGGGAGCGGCUGUUAGGAAGGGCGCUCUAUGUUCACGCGGUGAGCUCAUCCUUUUUGCCGAUGCGGACGGUGCAACGCGGUUCACAGAUCUAGAGAAGCUGGAGAGAGAGAUCGUCAGCAUGGCCAAGGGGGGACCGUUUGACAGCCAAUCACCUGUUGCCACGUGUCCUGGCAUUGGCAGCGCCUCACUGGUGGCUUUUGGUUCGCGCGCUCAUCUUGAGAAGAAAGCGCUUGUCACGCGCAAGUGGUAUCGCAACGUGCUCAUGUACGGCUUCUACUUUGCAGUGCUGCUUGCAACAGGGGGGACGGGAGUGAGAGACACACAGUGUGGGUUCAAAAUGUUCACUCGCUCAGCUGCCCGAAAACUCUUCCGCAAUCAGAGGCUCAACAGAUGGACCUUCGAUGUGGAGUUGCUAUACCUGUGCAAGCAGCUUCACAUCAGGGUUGCCGAGGUUGCAGUUGCCUGGACGGAAAUCCCAGGGUCCAAGCUCCGGCCUACCAGCAUACUCCAUAUGCUCUUUGAGCUUGCCCUGAUUCGCAUCGGUUACGGGCUGCGCAUUUGGAAGAUCAAACAGGACCUCUGCUCUUUCGCCUCUCGCGCAAUCGUUACGUUUCUGUUACUGUCGGCCCCUCUCGCUCUCCGCUCUCGCGCUUGUCCUGAAUCGCCCUCAUGUCGCCCACCCCGUAUCUUCCCUCCGUUCCCGUGGCCUCCGCGCUCUCCCCUCCCAUCCCAUCGCCCUCGUGCCUUCCUUCCCGCUCCCGCGCCUUCGUCUCACCCGUCCCGUCCCUUCUCGUCGCCUUCUUACCCACUCAUCCCGCACCUUCCUCUCUCCCUUCGCAUCACUCACCUCGUCACCCUCCCUUUCCUCCCGACGCCAUCCCGUUUCCCGUCGCCCUCCGUACAGUUAGGCUUCGCGAUCUGCUCUCUCAUCCCAUCGUGCUCCCGUUUCCCAUCGCGUUCUGUUCAGUUAGCCUUCGCGAUCAGCUCUCCCAUCCCGUCGCCCUCGUUAUCUCUCCACGCUGCCCGUCGCGCUCCCUAUCUCCCCCCUCUCCCUGUCGCGCUCGCUAUCUCCCCCCUCUCCCUGUCGCGCUCGCUAUCUCCCCCCUCUCCCUGUCGCGCUCGCUAUCUCCCCCCUCUCCCUGUCGCGCUCGCUAUCUCCCCCCUCUCCCUGUCGCGCUCGCUAUCUCCCCCCUCUCCCUGUCGAGCUCGCUGUCUCCCCCCCUCUCUCGUCGCGCUCGCUAUCUCCCCCCCUUUCCCCGUCGCCCUCGCUACCUCCACGGUUAUUUCCGAGCAGAGAGCAAUGUGCUGCUGA